This is a messenger RNA of Drosophila elegans, 4893 nucleotides long. RefSeq lists its product as uncharacterized. The record is from RefSeq and is a predicted model, not a curated record. Bases 70 to 4653 code for a protein of 1527 amino acids. The transcript has 6 exons. Gene Ontology annotation, biological process: proteolysis. Gene Ontology annotation, molecular function: metallocarboxypeptidase activity; zinc ion binding. NCBI's taxonomy places the organism in Eukaryota, Metazoa, Arthropoda, Insecta, Diptera, Drosophilidae.
CAAACAGUCAUAACCGCAUCAUAGUCGUCGCACCAUAGUCGUCGCGGAGUAGUGGCGUGAGAAUAAGACAUGGGAAGUGAGCUGCCCGUUUUGCUUUUGAUCGUGAUCGAUGUCCUGGUCUUGGUGGCGGCCAUUGACUUUGGCUAUCAUCCGAGUGCCGAGGAGUUCGACAGCCUGUUGCGCACCCAGAACUGGGGUCGCCAUCUUCUGCAGCGUCGCGUCCAAGAGCGUAGAUUUGUGCCGCGCUAUCAGCACCAGACCUCCAUACGCUUCGAACCGCCCGAGUUGGACUUCCAGCUGUUCGAUGGGGAGCAUCAUGAUCGGCCAGGAUCGCAGCCAUAUGUCUUUGAGUCCGUGGAGGAUAGUCAGCCGUCGGCGGAUCAGUUUCAUGUGCAGAGUGAACUGCUGGAGAUCAAGGAGCCGCAGCCGAAGCCGAAGCCCAAUGCCACCACCACAUUUCCCAUAUACUUCACGCACCCAACCACCGGCAUUGUCUACGCCAUUAGUCAGGUGGGCGGGGGUCAAAGUUCAGGUCCAAUAGCAACCACCCAAAGUCGAAACGAUAGCAAUGGCAUAGCCAUUUAUGUGACCAAGGCGCAAUACGAUGAGGAUUUGGAGAGUUUGCGAAGGCAAUAUGAGAAGUACUGCCAAUCCGGAACGGUUAUAUCCACCCUGAAUGUAAACCCGGGAAACCAGGAAGUCGGAACCACCGCCAGACCUCAGAUCAUACGUUUGAAGAAGCCCAAAAAUCCACUCAGUAUCCACCAACCCAGCAACAAGUUGCCCAAGCCAAGUCAUCGACCACCGCCUGUGAUGGUCACCAGUGGACCCAUCGAUCAUGUAAGCGAUCAGCUGCUCAAGCUGACCACCAAACCCACCAAAACCACCAGCACCAGCACGCCAAGGCCAAAUACGAGAAGAAAGAAGCGCAAGAAGAGACCAAAGAACAAGAAUAAAGUGAUUAAAAAGAGACCGGGUUAUGGGGCGAACCACACUAGAGAUCAGCCGAGACCAUUGCCCAUUUAUUUGGGUAAGAGACCCAGUGGCAGCAGCUCUAGCACCACCAGCACCACUCGACCACCGCCGGCUUAUACCCAAUUGGAGAAACCACAUAUGCCACACGCCACUUUGCCCACCACCAAUGUCUUCAGUCAGCAUCUACUGCGAAAUGGUGAAGAGCCAACGGAAGAAAGUGAAGAAACACUGGAAGAACAGGACGGCCAUGAGACAGUUGAGCCUCUCAAUCUCAGAAGACGCCGUUCGCUGGAAGAUUUGGCAGGAGAACUAAUGGAACCACCUCAUCCAAGAAGAUACUCUGCUUUAAAGACUGGAAACGAAUUUGAAAGAGUAGUGAGAAGCGGAGAAUUUAGAGGAGAGCUACGACGCUCUUUGAAGAAUUCAAGAAAAGCUAAUAAAGAAAGUGAAGAAUCACUGGAAGAACAGCAGCCACUUAAGAUGGUCGAACAACUAAAUCUUAGAAGACGCCGUGAGCUAGAAGAUUUGUCAGGAGAACUAAUGGAACCACUUUAUCCAAAAAGACACUCUUCUCUAAAGACACUUACAAAAAUGGGAAUAUUUAAAAGUAUUUUUAAUAAGGCAAGAAAAGAAUCUGAAAGAAUAGUCAAUAAAGGAGAAUUUAUAAGAGAACGACAACGUUCUUUGGAGAAUUUCAGAAAUGUGAAGAAAGAAAGUGAUGCCUCUAAAACCUUGCACAGUAGACAUCGUCGGUCCUUGGAGACCCCUAAAAAGUUGGGAACACAAAAAUAUGUAAUACAAAAAUCUAUUGAGAAACUUAUUGCAAAUGAACCAGAAGAAUUGCAAAAAGGAGCCAAAGAGCCGCAAAAAAAGACUAAAAAAGAAUCACCAAAAGCUGUGUCAAAGGUGUCGCAAAACAUAUUAUCAAAGGGAUCCCAAAAUGUGGUAGCCGCUCGACGGGUCAGUACGCCCAGAAGACGCUUCCCGAAGGGAAGUUCUAGAAAGCGAAAGACCAAACAAACACCACCAGAAACCACUCAGAAGAAAGAGAAGAAUUCAGGAGGAGUGGCUCACAUACCCAUUGCCGUUCAUCUGCUCCACAGAAAUCAUAGCCAAGAUGAAAUAAAAGUACCAGCCACGACCAAUCAGAAAAAGAAAAUCAAGAGUAAGGAACGCAAACGUGGAAGACCAGAGUUGCCAAGUUUCGAUGUAUUUGAACUGCUGUCCGAUGGGGAUUACGAGGAUGAAGAGGAGGACAACGAUGAUGAUGACUACUAUUUUGAUGGUGGUGAAAAGGAAAAGGAUAAGGAUAAGGAUGAUCUAGAGGAACCCACUCAAAGUGGCAGCACAGAGGCUCAGAGCUCGGAUCUCAAAGAGGAUAGCAGUUCCGCAGAGGAGGGCGCUGAUUUUGGGGCCAUGGUUGAGGAGGAAACCACGACGAUAUCCACCAUGUCCAGCAGUGAGGAGGAGGACACCAAGAAUUCAGUGGCCAAAAAGAAGAAGAUACGCAUCAAAAGGCGGCCCGAGAAUUCUGAUGAGGAUUACGACGAUGAUGAGGAUUCCGGCAUAGGUGGCUUCUUUCGCAUGAUCUUCUAUCCCGUCCAAGUGGCCAUGUCGCGACUGAUGGAGGGAUUCGGUAGUGCCGACGAGGAGGAGGAUGACAAGGAGCCGGCCAGUCCGCCCGUGUCCAAGUAUCCCAGUUACACCCUCUAUCACAGUGCCCACAGCAAUGAGGCCUAUGCCGAGGAUGAGGACGGGGAUGGGGAUGGGGAUGGGGAUGAGGAUUCAACUGAUGACUCCUCCUCGCUGGGCAGCUGGUUUAGCUCCUGGUUUGGCCUGCAGCGACGCACCAAGAAGAUCGGCAGCACCACCACCACCACUACCACGAUGCCAGUGGCACCAGUACCACCACCCACCAAGGAGCCACCCGGCUGGCUGGAGUCCUGGUUUGGAUUCGGCAAGACCACCACGGAGGCGGACGGCGAGGAUGACUAUGACAAAUGGUUUUCCAGCUGGUUCGAUUCGAGGCCAAAACGGAAGGUCAGACGUCGUUCCACCACCUCCACGUCGACCACCUCGACCACAACCACGACCCACACCCCAUCGGCGGCUCAAGUGCCCAUCCUGACCAUUGUGGAUCCAUUGCGAAAUCCGCAAAAUUGGAUUGGCAUACUGGCCCACCACAUUGUCAAUUCCACGGGCAAUGCCAUGGCCUCCACAACCACCAGUAAUCCGCUGCUUCAGGCCCUGGCCACCCGGAUGACCACCAGGGGCACCACCACUAGCACCACCACCUCCAGGCCGGAGGUUCCCCGCCGGAUUAGCUACGAUAAGUACCAGAUCUGGCGUCUAAAGCCGCAGGAUGAGGAGCAGGUUCGCGCCCUGGAGGAGUUCAAAAAGGGCGACGAUGGAGUUAAGAUGCACUGGCUCAAGGGACCCAGUCUCAGAGGUCUCACCGAUGUUCUGGUGCCCCCCAAAAUGCUGGUGGACUUCCAGGGCACCCUGAACUACGAGGGCAUCGCGCAUGAAGUGCUCAUCUUUGAUGUGGGCAAGGCCAUUGCCUACGAGCUGACCAAAGAGGAUUACCUGCACACAACUCGACCCUCGAAGCCGCGACCCACUGUUCCGCCACCGAUAACCUGGAACCGGUACCACAAUCACGAUGAGAUCGUCAAGUAUCUGGAAACGGUGCGCAUGCGCCAUCCACAGCUGGUCGAGCUCAUCCACAUUGGCCGCUCCUUCGAGGGACGUCCCCUGAUUGUGGUGAAGAUCGAGUCGAAGCAAUCUGCGGCGAUGGCGAACAGCGAUGGUCUGCAGACGGUUAAGCGACCGAAACGGAAACGGAAGUCGGGCCAGGCCAAUGCCGUGUUUGUCGAGGCCGGAGCCCAGGGAUUGGCCUGGAUCGGACCCGCCACAGCCACCUGGAUGAUAGCCGAGCUGCUGCGACUGAUGAAGACAAACAAGAGCAACGAGGAUGUGGAGUUCAUCAGGAACACCACGUGGUAUAUAAUGCCAGUUCUAAAUCCGGAUGGAUAUGCCUACAGCCACGAGUACGAUCGCUUUUGGAAGAAGUCGCGAUCGCAGCACCAGGCACCGCCACCGAGUGGCCUCCUCGACUCGGCAAUGACGUGGCUCCAGCAGAAACGAGGUCCGGACAAGGUCUGCCACGGCGUGGAUCUGGACAGGAACUGGCUCUACCACUGGGGCAAGCGGGGCAGCUCCAAGUCGCCCUGCAACGAGUUCUACGCAGGUCCAGCGCCGUUUUCCGAACCGGAAACCAAGGCAGUAUCCGAAUUUCUGAUGGACUACCGAACGCAGAUCAAACUAUAUAUAUCGCUGCAGGCCUACGGCCAGGUGAUUUCCUAUCCGGUAAAGGCCAAUUCCACUUUUAACUCCGAAAGGUUGGACGAUUUUCUGGACGUGGCAAUGGUAGGCACCGAUGGAUUGCGCAAGAAGGGCAGUAAAUCUCGAUACAAGGUCGAUGCAUCCAACGAUCUGAUUGAGCAGCGGUCGGGCUGUGCGGAUGCCUUUGCCGCUUAUGAAAUCGGAAUACCCUUCAGCUACACGCUCCAGCUGGCGGACAAUGGAGUGCAUGGCUACCUGCUGCCCAGCAGCGCCAUCGAGCCGACGGCUCGCGAUGCCUUCGAGAUCAUCAGCGGUAUGCUGGACUACAUUUAAAUCUCCGCCUUGGGAUAUUCAAUAUAAAUCGGGAGCGGCAGGGAUUCGGGGGGAUGGGCUACAUGUGAGAGAGUUCUAGUUCCUUUAUCGCGCUUUGGCGGCUUGCGUUCCGGAGAUCACUUGCCACAUUUCCGGAAUACAUUCUCCAAUAAUAUUAGCUUAUUCACAUCUGCAUUUUAUGUAUUCAAAAUUUUUUUUUUAUUACAGAAAAUUACUUUAACUGAGAUUUUAACGUAUUAU